Molecule: messenger RNA, 680 nt
Organism: Myotis davidii
Lineage: Eukaryota; Metazoa; Chordata; Mammalia; Chiroptera; Vespertilionidae
Gene: GMFB
Product: glia maturation factor, beta
Biological process (GO): negative regulation of Arp2/3 complex-mediated actin nucleation; actin filament debranching
Cellular component (GO): actin cortical patch
Molecular function (GO): actin binding; Arp2/3 complex binding
Source: RefSeq, a predicted model, not a curated record
CACCGUCCGCGGUCACGUGUCGGCCCCAGACCGCUUCGGUGGGUGGGGGUGGCUCUGCCGGGCGUCGGGGCAGGAAGGGAGGCGGCCGCGGUGCCAUUCUUAAAGGGGCCCGAGGGAAGGUGACUGCCGGAAGGAAAAUGAGUGAGUCUUUGGUGGUUUGUGAUGUUGCUGAAGAUUUAGUGGAAAAACUGAGAAAGUUUCGUUUUCGCAAAGAAACGAACAAUGCUGCCAUUAUAAUGAAGAUUGAUAAGGAUAAACGCCUGGUGGUACUGGACGAAGAGCUUGAGGGCAUUUCACCGGAUGAACUUAAAGAUGAACUACCUGAACGACAACCUCGCUUCAUAGUCUAUAGUUACAAAUAUCAACAUGAUGAUGGAAGAGUUUCAUAUCCUCUGUGUUUUAUUUUCUCAAGUCCUGUUGGAUGUAAGCCUGAACAACAAAUGAUGUAUGCUGGGAGUAAGAAUAAGCUAGUCCAAACAGCUGAACUAACCAAGGUAUUUGAAAUAAGAAAUACUGAAGACCUAACUGAAGAAUGGUUACGUGAGAAACUUGGAUUUUUCAUUAAUGUGAAGUUCUAUGUUUCUAAAGUAUUUAUGUAUUAACCUGACCAUACUGGAGCCAGACAUAAAUACUUAUUUAUGCCUAAAAUGCACUGUUACUUACAGUUUGUUUCCUGCAGU